This is a messenger RNA of Cydia strobilella, 1837 nucleotides long. RefSeq lists its product as uncharacterized. The coding region runs from base 159 to 1730 and encodes 523 amino acids. NCBI's taxonomy places the organism in Eukaryota, Metazoa, Arthropoda, Insecta, Lepidoptera, Tortricidae. The record is from RefSeq and is a predicted model, not a curated record. The transcript is spliced from 3 exons.
UGCAGUCCUUACAAGAGCGACCUACUGUUCAAUUAGGUGAAUAGUUUAAGUGAAACACAUAUUGAAUUUAUGCAUUGGAUGGUGUGUUAGUGUUAUACCUAAUACUAAGUGAUUUUGGACACAAUCUUCGAAUAUAUAAGACGCAUCAAUGGCUAGUUAUGAGUGACUUGAGGGAGCACCGACCGCUCCUACGUGAAGACAUUUCUGACGAAGAGGUACAGCAGGAGUUUAGGUUACCUCGACGCCCUAUGGGCUACAGAGGCAAAGCAAGGAACACUGUGAAAGGAGCAGCAGCUGUCAUCAAAAAUUGGCCAGAUUAUUGGUCUUCAUCCGUAACUUACUGGUGGAUAGGCAUAGGUAUGUUUGCCUUAAUGACAUUUGUACUAUAUAGUAGUGUAGUAACUUACUCUCUGCUCCCUAUUACCGGUUCAGUACCAAUUCCGCACUACGUGACUUUAAGAAAAAAUACUUUACCUGAAGUUUUUAUGCAUGUUAUUGUUAAUAAUGAAAAAGAAGUAGACUUAAACAAAUAUCUGCCUUAUGUAGAAAUUAUUGCUAACAAAUAUUUGCACUACCAAUUCAAUCUAAUUUAUAUGAUUAAUGAUACGCUUGCAACUGAAAAAGCUAUGCACCAAGCUCAAAUAAAUAAUGAAGAUGCUAUGAAUUCUCUUUGGACAGAACAUAAUUUAUUUCUAACAGAUAGAGUUCCAAGUAAAAUAAAAUCUAAUAUUAUCAUACAACACGCUAGCUUAUCAAAUUACUUGGACGGUUCUCCUAUACAGCAAUAUUGGAAGCAGUUGCCAAACCACUUGAUUGGAUUUUUCUUAAGAGCUGUAUCAAUUUGGGACAAAGGAGGUAUUGCUUUCAAUCCUGUUAUUUUGACACCAAGAUCGCCAGAUGCCAUAUAUAUAGAAAACUUAUAUAGCCUUCUUUCAACGUACGAAGAGCGUAAAAAACCUAAUGUAACUACUAACAUGAACAGUAAGAUAGAAGAUAUAGAAAUACCUAAAGAAUUGAAAAACCACAAAAGAAAAUAUAAAAAGAAGGUAAAUAAUAUUCGUGAUAUAAUAGAUGCCUUAGAAACGGAUAUUCCUGUGCACCAAAAUCAACCAGAAGUUUUAAGCGAAGCUGAAGAUAGGCAGGAUUUGAUUAAUUUAGAGAUGGCACCAUCUAAAGUUGAAACAGUCGUUUUAAGUAAUAGCUACAGUUCCAAUCUUACAAGCAAAUCGGUGCUGGGCGAUAACCAAACAAUCUUUAAUGAUUUAAUUGAAAACAACCAAACGAAGAUGUCGAAUUACAUAUUGCCAUAUUUUUUGGAUUUCUUAUUUCAUGAUAAAUCAAACAGAACCCCACAAGUAGUAUCUGCUGAUCUCAGUUCCAUGAAAAGAAGUACAAGAACCAUAUCGACGGAAGAAACUCAAGGAAAUGUCAAAACAGGAAAUGUAAUACAACCUAUGAUUAUUUCAGCACCAACACAAUUUGAAAAGGGGCAGUCUAAUACAGAAGAUAAUGCUCCGAGAAGUAUUGAUGUAGAAAACUUGACUAUCGAUUUGAAAGGUAAUAUUUUGGCUACAAAAAACUCUUGCCACGCGUUCUUAGGGAGCGUUUUCAGCAAUGUGAAACAUCGAACAGAGGAAGAUUCGCUGAAAGAAUUUAUUAUCACAGAGCUGUCUUUGUUUUGUAACGGGCUUUUAUCUACAUGCAAAGGUAUUGACGUUAUUUUACUAUAAUUCGUGUUAGAGUUUAUUGUUCUAUUUAUUAUAUUAUGUAGGUUAUUAGUCAUAUUGUUUGUAUUUUGAUAAAGUUGUUAAUAAAAUGAAAAUCAAAAUCACUUACA